AACCUCUGGUUUCCCAUGGCUCCGUCCUCCCUCUCCUCCAUCUAUCUCUCUCCCCACCACCACCACCAUCCCAUCCCUUUCCCUUGUCUGACCCCCAGACCCACCUUCGCUCGCCUCCCUCCUCUUCGUCGUCCCCGGACCCUCGCCUUCUCCUCCAAACCCUCCUCCACCCACAACCACAACCAGACCAAGAACGACCCCCAGGACCAGACCCAGCACCAGGACCAGGACCAGAGCCGGACCCAGAAGCCCAAUUCCUCUCAGCCGGACAAGAAGUCGUUCGCCAUCGCCACCGGCGAGCUCUUCCUCGGCAUCGCUUCGCGGCUGAUCAAGAGCCGCAACAAGAAGAAGGAAGCGGGUGCCGGGUCGGGGACCGGCCUCCUCAGGGACGGUCCGAACGGAGCGGCCGUCAAUGGCGGCGGGAGGGGCGCGGGGUACGACAGAAAGGAGAGGAUCGGUAUCGUGAUCGAGGACGAGAUAGAGCCCGGCGUGAUAUGGGAGCAGAGGGUUAAGGAUGUGGAGGCAGAGCAGAAGAGGAGAGUGGUGACGAGUCCCGGGUUCAGCUUCUCGGCCGCCGGGCUCUUGUUCCCGUACCAUCUCGGUGUCGCCCAUUUCCUCAUCCAGAAGGGCUAUAUCAAGGAAACCACACCAUUGGCUGGUUCAUCAGCUGGUGCCAUAGUAUGUGCAGUGAUUGCUUCUGGAGCCAGCAUGGAAGAAGCUUUGAUGGCUACUAAGGUUCUAGCUGAGGAUUGUCGGAGAAGAGGAACGGCUUUUCGGCUCGGGGCUGUUCUUCGUGAUGUGCUUGAUAAGUUCCUUCCUGAAGAUGCUCAUACCAGGUCCAAUGGAAGGGUCCGCAUUGCUGUUACCCAGAUCCUUUGGAGGCCUAGGGGUUUACUGGUGGAUCAGUUUGACUCCAGAGAAGAUCUUAUCAAUGCAGUAGUCACUUCUUCCUUCAUCCCAGGAUAUCUCGCGCCGCGGCCAGCUACAUUAUUUCGUAAUCGACUGUGCAUUGACGGGGGUCUGACGCUGUUCAUGCCACCUACAUCUGCUGCUCGAACUGUCAGAGUGUGUGCCUUUCCGGUCACUCAACUAGGUUUGCAAGGGAUUGGGAUCAGCCCAGAUUGCAAUCCAGAAAAUAGGGCGAGCCCUAGAGAGCUUUUCAACUGGGCGCUCGAACCUGCAGAAGAUGAUAUCCUUGACCGGCUGUUUGAGCUCGGGUACCUUGAUGCUGCAGUCUGGGCUGAAGACAACCCAGUUGCAGAAGUAGUUGAAGAUGAUUUUUCUUUGCUUGAAAAUGGUUCUGCAGAGCACAGCUGAUCGAUAAGAUGCUUGGACUAAGAUCCUCAUGGAAGAUGCUAAGAAUCGUGCAUUAUGGCUCACCCCUGUGAAUCCAGUUGCAUCAUGCCUGACUAGUGGACGAGAUCAUUCUUCUUUCUUGUGGAGUAAUACCAGAAGCAAAUUGAGGGGGUAAAACCAAAUAGCACAUAAGCCUUGUACAGUAGUGGUAACAUUGAGUUAUCCACCCGUAUAUAUAUAGAAGCUAGUAAGAGGGAUAAGAAGAACACGAGAAUAUCAGACAAUGUAGGUUUAUUUUUCAGGGAAAGCUCAAUUUUUUUGAGUUGGAAUUUAAUUGUCCUCUGCAUUUUUUUUAUCUGCUUUCCAUCUUCAUUUUCUUUUUUAAUGUGUAAGCCAAAUUGAUCUAUCAUCUGCAAGAGAAGGUUGAGCUCUUUUCUUGAA
Molecule: messenger RNA, 1737 nt
Organism: Syzygium oleosum
Lineage: Eukaryota; Viridiplantae; Streptophyta; Magnoliopsida; Myrtales; Myrtaceae
Exons: 7
Coding region: 16-1317 (433 amino acids)
Biological process (GO): lipid homeostasis; triglyceride catabolic process
Cellular component (GO): cytoplasm; lipid droplet; membrane
Molecular function (GO): triacylglycerol lipase activity
Source: RefSeq, a predicted model, not a curated record